AUGUCGAAAACUCGGCCGAUAACCACGUUCUUUCAACCAGUCAAAUCCAGUGAAAUUGAAAAUGAAACAGUUAAUGGUGAAGAAGCUGAAGCUGAAGCCAUGGAAUUCGAAAACGGUAAGUUAAUUUAUGCUUUUAUUCCAUUUCCUGAGAAAUGUUAGUGACUAUGGCUUAGAAGUAAAAAUUUGUACGUUUGUCGUUUUAGUUGAACUUUCUGAUUUUGAUGCCGAAGUCUUAGUGGAAGGUCCAGUUUCAAGUGGUGUUAUGGAAGGUGUAUGCUGCAUUGAAAUUCAUUUUUUUGGCUAGCUAGGGUACGUAAAAUUAGAUAUCUAAACAAGCCUGAGGAAAACAAAGCCCACGCAGCCAAUUAUUUACAGACCUGGCAUCUGAGAAGAAAUCAGUAUUUAAAUAAAUUUUAACUUAUUUUACUGCAUUUAGGAACACAUGACACUAUUAGUUAGGUACUUUUUGCUCCUUUAUACGUGACUAUCAGCAUCAUGUUUACCUUAUUACUUUAUCAUUCUUGUGCGGCUUAUCAGAAAUAUUUUACAUUUUCACUUGAGACUUACGAUCCAAAUGCGGCAUUUUGUAGUGCUGCUCGGCCUUGCCCUUGCUUUGGGAAAGUUUGUCAAACAUGCAUUUCAUCAGUCUAAAUACACGUAAAAACCGUGUCCAAAACAAAACAAAAUAGAAAACAAAUAGAAAAAAAGUACGGACGGCUUGCGUCUGCGGAAAAAGUUGAAUUUGGUUCAACUCUUAGUUUCCACAAACGCAAGCCAUCACACACGAAAAGCCAGUUAAAUUCGCGCUGUGAAUGACGUGCAUAAAAUUACGCGACGGUGGAAAUCAACUUUUAAUUUCUCAUGAUUUCUGUUACUUUUACAUUGGUCAAAGAACACGACGAUCUUAGUUAAGUUUUGUGAUCAAAGCCAACCUAUUUUUUAAUCUUUUCAAAGCAUUUCUUUCAUUCUUCAUAAGGACAGCAUAUCAUUUAAAAUUAAUUUUCAGUUUUCGACAAAGCUUUACCCCAUAAUUUGACAAUUUUAAUUUUUCUCAUCACAGCGUCACCAGAUGAGCUUCUAUGUGUCGUAUUCAAGUAUUUCAGUCUUAAAGAGAUAAUAAACAAGCUAAGGCUCGUAUGCAGAAGAUGGAGACGUAUCUCUGAAAGUGACAUGUUGUGGACCAAUGUUUGCCUUGAUGAAUGGGGCAUCACUCAUUUAAGCGAGGAUCAGUUAAAGACAAUCACAAAGCAUGCACAGGUUUUCAGAAAUUUCUUAGUAGCCUUUAUUGAUGUCAAGAAACAUGGAUUGAAUGAGACACAAUCUACAGCACAUACUAUUUGUAACACUAUGUUUGUCUCAUGGACUUAAUUAUAAUUUAAAUUUGAGUGGCCAGUUGGUAUGUAAUCUGACCUUCUUGCAAGGCACGCGCCAGUUGGUAUGUAAUCUGACCUUCUUGCAAGGCACGCGCCAGUUGGAGUAUUUGAUCCUAAAUGAUUGAAUUGCAUUGAAGGACAUAUCCCUGAUUUCUUUUUGUAAAAAUUUAAUUUUCCUUUUGUUUAACAGGGUAGUUAUUCAUGAGGGUGAGCUCUUGCAGUCUAUACUGCAGCUGUCAAAUCUGUUUUUCUUUGGUGUAAAGGGAAACUAGCUAUCUUUAGAGUCACUUAAAGAAAUGUGCAAAACACUUUGCAAGCUUUCCGAUCUAAACUUAGACCUUAAUAAAGAAAAUCAAUCAGAAUUUUUAUCCUUAGCAAGCGAAUUUUAUAUCACUGUCAACAAUUCUUAAUUAAAAGGGUGCAGUACAUUGACUCAGUUGAGAAACAUUUAUCAGAUGAGGUAAACAUUUAGCUUGUCAGUGUUCAGUUUUUAUGUCACUGUAAGAUUCAAACGUGCGUGAACGGUCACUUAAGUGCGUUACUCUCGAUUUAAAUUUUAACCUUAAUCUUCAUGUGACUCUUUUGAUUACGCCUUUAAGUUCUCGUUUUUCAGUGUAUUAUAUAUUCGAUGUUGGCUUUCGUCACGGCAAGAUCUUGUUUUCAAAUCAUCGUUUAUUUUACUCGACCCGUUCACAUCAAUAGGAGGAAAUAUCUGUAAGUCGUUAGUCUUUUUUUGCUUUCAUUUAGUUUGUCAAUUUUCUUAGAUCUAUUGUAAAAUAGCCGAGCUAUCUUUUCACUUUUAGAAAAAAAACAUUUGCAUUUCCGUUCUCAACUUAGACCUUAAUAUAGUAAAUCAAUCAGAAUUUUUUAUCCUUCGUCUUCAAAUUUGAUAUCACUGUCAACAAUGCUUGAUUAAAGGUGCAACGUUGACUCAGUUAAGAAACAUUUAUCAGAUGAAAAACAUUUAGCUUGUCAGUGUUCAGUUUUCAAUCACAGUCUGUUAAAAAUCAAUUUGACGAUUUAUCAAUAUACGACUUCCUUGGUUUAUAGGUGUUUCCCAAUUUUCUUCCCCUGAUCAGCAUGUUGUAUUCUACUUUGAUGUCAGGGACAUUGUAAGUGGCAAAGUUGAUCCAAGAACUCCUCAGUCCCACGAAAAAAUUAAAUACCUUAAGAACAAUUUCACUCUGCCUCCUUCAUACACAGGCUUUUUCUCCAAGACUGUGGUUAAGGGAAAAGACAAACGUACUAAGAAGCUUGUGUCCCAGCCCUCAUGGUUGGAAAAGUAUAUGUAGCUUGUAUAUAGUCCUUCACAAAUGAGAGGUUUUUGUAAAUAUUGUGUGAUGCAUAAUAAUCCAUCAGAUCCUCGAGCACAGAAAAGGCCUCUAGUAACUGCUCCAUCCCAAAAGGUAAAAAAAAGCCACUAGGAAAGAUGGGGGUACUUGAGCGUCAUCAGAAAAUGCAAUGUCACCAGUUGGCACUUGAAGCCGGCAUUGCCAUAAUCCGAAGUUUUCAAAAACCAAAGGAAACAUGAACGCACUUGAAGCAAUCAUAAGUACCAUAAUAUUGUGUGGCAAACAGAACAUCCCACUUAGAGGCCAUCAAAAUGACAGCACAAGCAUGGCAUCCAACAAAGGCAACCUUCACGCCAUUCUAACGUUAGUGGGCAACUCUGAUAAAAAUCUUCAAGAACACUUUCUUACUGGUAGGAGAAAUGUUAAAAGCACCUCAAAAACUGUACAAUAAGGAGGCAUUCGCAUCACUGGAGAGUAUAUUCGGGCAAAAGUUACACAGUCAAUUCAGAAGGAAGACGCUUUUUUCUCAAUUCUUGGCGAUGAGGUAACAGACAAAUAUGCAAACCAAGAAAUAUUAAGUGUUUGCCUUAGGUUUUUAGAUCUAAACAACGACGUUUCACCUAAAAUCAAAGAAGUACUUUUUGACUAUGUCAACCUUCACAAAACAACUGCUGAGAGCAUAGCAAACGCUAUUUUGUCAAGUUUGGCUGAGAACAACAUCAAUGUGCUGUUUGCAAGACGACAGGCCUAUGAUGGUGCCAGUGCCAUGUCCUCAGAAGCAUGUGGUGUGCAAGGAAGAAUAAGGAGAAUAGCACCGAUGGCAAUGUACACUCAUUGCAACAGUCACGUUUUGAAUCUCAGUGUUGCUGCCCCAUGCACGUUAACUUCAGUCAAAAACAUGAUUGGAACCUUAAAUGAAACUUUCCUUUUCUUUCAUUUUUCACCUAAAAGAGAGCGAUUUCUAGAACAAGUUUUAGAGAAGUGUGGUUCUACUUCCAGAACGGAGAAGUUAAAAGGCUUAUGCAAAACCUGA
This is a messenger RNA of Pocillopora meandrina, 3698 nucleotides long. Lineage: Eukaryota; Metazoa; Cnidaria; Anthozoa; Scleractinia; Pocilloporidae. The record is from the annotation of a GenBank genome assembly.